AUGACCCACACGGCCAAGCAGCUCAGGAAGGCUGCUCGCAUUAUCCUAGUUGGAGCGCCAGGCGUCGGAAAGGGAACCCAGUCAGAAAGGCUACUCGCCAAGUUUCCAGAACUGGCUUCUAUAAGCUCAGGCGACCUUCUACGUGAGAAUGUCCGCAAGAAGACACCUUUGGGUCUGAAGGCAGAAGCUGCAAUGCAGUCAGGAAACCUUGUUCCCGAUUCAAUGAUCCUUGAAAUUAUAUCUUCCGAAUUUAGAUCGAAGGGCUGGCUCUCUACGUCAUCUCCGUCCUCUAUAUCCCCCUCCGCUUCGUUUAUCCUAGACGGUUUCCCUCGAACCUCUACCCAGGCGUCAAGUUUGGACGCUCUUGUCCCAGUGAACUUUGUUGUUCACCUUAUCACACCACCUUCAGUAAUCCUCUCCCGGAUAUCAUCUCGCUGGAUACAUGAGCCGUCUGGGCGGGUAUAUAACACCGGUUUUAAUGCACCAAGGGUCCCUGGCAAGGACGAUAUAACUGGCGAACCUCUGACUCAGAGAGAAGAUGAUUCGGUCGACACAUGGACACAGAGACUUCGCAAGUUUGAAGAGACUAGCAAGGCGCUACUUGAUCAUUAUCAAAGCAAGGGCUGUCUAUGGCGCGUUGAAGGCGAUACCAGUGAUGAGAUUAGCCCGAAGCUUUUCGCGGAGAUUGAGCGAAGGUUCUGCUGA
This is a messenger RNA of Aspergillus tanneri, 705 nucleotides long. Its product is annotated as adenylate kinase ADK2. Gene Ontology annotation, cellular component: cytoplasm; mitochondrion. The coding region runs from base 1 to 705 and encodes 234 amino acids. Gene Ontology annotation, biological process: nucleobase-containing compound metabolic process. The record is from RefSeq and is a predicted model, not a curated record. NCBI's taxonomy places the organism in Eukaryota, Fungi, Ascomycota, Eurotiomycetes, Eurotiales, Aspergillaceae. Gene Ontology annotation, molecular function: AMP kinase activity; ATP binding. The transcript is spliced from 2 exons.